AUGGAAAAGAUGGUAGAGGAUCUAAAUACAGCAACUCAAUUCUGGGUUUCGUGUUUGAUAUCUUUCAAUAAUGUCUCGGCUUCUCUCCAAGCUCUCUCCACUUGUAAGGCAUGGUUUAUUUUAGAAAUGCACAAGAGCAGGAGCGUUCGUUCGUUUUCAUCGAGCAAGACAGGCCCGUUUAUUCUGUUUAACGCAACUGCGAAACCGCUGCCGGAAGGCGGCAACAUCGGAGAAGUGGUUGUGUUCGACAUGGCCAAAGCAGAGUUACUCGAACUCACGGAAAAAACAAUCCCGGGAGAAAUAGUUUCGGCCAAAGGCCUCGGAGCUUCCAAGGGGUGGGGGAUUUUCAGUGACCCGCAAGAUCGCUGCGUACUCAUCACGGACUUCAUGAACCCUUGGUCUUGCAAAUCGAACCCGAAGCUCUUCACACUGCCUCCGCUUACUCCUCUGCCCCUUUGCCAAACCGAUGUCGUAUGGAGCGUGGCAAUGUCCUCUUGUCCUGAUGAUGACCAAGACUGGGUUGUUGGCAUCAAGUCCUUGGGUGACCAGCUCAGUUUCUGUAGGCCCCGCCGUGACUUGCGCUGGACUAAGAUCCAAACGCCUCGUGGCCACUUUCCAACCUCAAAUCUAAUGUAUUCCAAGAGAGAUGGGCGGUUCUACUUGCCUGCUCUUGGAGGCCACCACUUGUUGUCCUAUGAUCUCCACUUGGACAAGCCUGAGUUCCAUGAGCUGCAGUUUCGAGACUUUCCAGAGUCACUCGAGCCUGAGUUGGAUCUGUCGGAGCUGAUUUCUUCUUCUUCCAGGACGGAACACCUCGUGGAGUCACCCUCCGGAGAUGAACGUUUUCUCAUCAAAUGGUACGCCAACAGCUGUUUGGCUUCGAAAAAAGUCUCAUAUGAAACGCAGCUGUUCAUGGUGUUUAGAGAAGAGGAGACGACAGAGGGAAGAUUAAUGUGUUACACUGAUGACAUUGGAGAUCUAUGCAUCUUCAUUUCAAAGGGCGAGGCCUUUUGCGUCCCGGCAAGCUCUUUCCCUGGACUCCAACCAAACUCCAUCUAUUUUAUAGGCUUUGGCUUUGGCGUUCACGAUCUUACCACCAGAACCACCACUACUUUACAAGGUCCCAAAGAUUCACUGGAUCAGGUUCUGGUCCCUUACUGGUUUCCUCCAUCUUCUAGCUAG
Thlaspi arvense is the source of this 1182-nucleotide messenger RNA. The record is from the annotation of a GenBank genome assembly. Lineage: Eukaryota; Viridiplantae; Streptophyta; Magnoliopsida; Brassicales; Brassicaceae.